Quercus lobata is the source of this 858-nucleotide messenger RNA. RefSeq lists its product as uncharacterized. The transcript has a single exon. The record is from RefSeq and is a predicted model, not a curated record. The coding region runs from base 1 to 858 and encodes 285 amino acids. NCBI's taxonomy places the organism in Eukaryota, Viridiplantae, Streptophyta, Magnoliopsida, Fagales, Fagaceae.
AUGUUUGACUCGAUAAACACAAAGAUGAUCAUUGUCAUGUUAUUUGUUUUCCUCUCACUUUUCUUCGUGAGCUCAAGUGCUAGAAUAUCACAAUGGACCGAUCCACAAAAAAAUCUUCCAACAAGAAACAACCAAAAUGUACCAGAAGGACCCAAUUCUAUACAUAAUCCAAUCACUGCAUGGACUGAUUCUUUACAAAAUAUUCAUGCAAGAAUCAACCACGAUGUACCAGAAGGACCUAGUCCAAUAGGUAAUCCAGUCGGAACAUGGACUGAUUCUCUACAAAAUAUUCAAGCAAGAAUCAACCACGAUGUACCUGAAGGACCUAGUCCAAUAGGUAAUCCAGUCGGAACAUGGACUGAUUCUCUGCAAAAUAUUCAAGCAAGAAUCAACCACGAUGUACCUGAAGGACCUAGUCCAAUAGGUAAUCCAGUCAGCACAGGGAUCAAUCCUAAAAAAAAUCAUCCAAUAAGAAAUAACCAAAAUGUACCAAGAGGAACCAAUUCUAUACAUAAUCCAAUCACUGCAUGGACUGAUUAUCUACAAAAUAUUCAAGCAAGAAUCAACCACGAUGUACCAGAAGGACCCAGUCCAAUAGGUAAUCCAGUCGGAACAUGGACCGAUUCUCUACAAAAUAUUAAAGCAAGAAUCAACCACGAUGUACCAGAAGGACCCAGUCCAAUAGGUAAUCCAGUUGGAACAUGGACUAAUUCUCUACAAAAUACUCAAGCAAGAAUCAACCACGAUGUACCAGAAGGACCCAGUCCAAUAGGUAAUCCAGUGGAACAUGGACUAAUUCUCUACAAAAUACUCAAGCAAGAAUCAACCACGAUGUGCCAAAAGGAUCCAGUCCAAUAG